Messenger RNA from Salvelinus namaycush (lake trout), 675 nucleotides. Its product is annotated as protein CutA homolog. Gene Ontology annotation, biological process: response to metal ion. Lineage: Eukaryota; Metazoa; Chordata; Actinopteri; Salmoniformes; Salmonidae. The record is from RefSeq and is a predicted model, not a curated record. The coding region runs from base 192 to 575 and encodes 127 amino acids. The transcript is spliced from 7 exons. Gene Ontology annotation, molecular function: copper ion binding.
CACACAGUGAGUGCAUCGAAGCUGCGACUGUCUGAAGAGUGCUGCUUAGGCAAUGCGCUUUGGACUGCCUGCUACAGAAGGAUUGCAGGCUGGUGGACCUCUGAGGGCAUUCUUUGGGGAGAAGAACUUACAGACAACAUUCUAACGGCUGUUUCCAUGGCGACCCCUAGAUUGCGUUGCUUAGUGUGUUGAUGCUCACGCUGCUGAGGACUGUGGGAUUGAGAGCGUUCUCCAUGGCGUCCGAGACCUACAUGUCGGGCACACACUCCGCUGCCUUUGUCACCUGCCCCAACGAACAGGUGGCCAAAGAUCUGGCCAGAGGCAUCGUUGAGAAGAAGCUGGCUGCUUGUGUCAACAUCGUCCCCAAAAUCACAUCUGUAUAUGAAUGGCAGGGGAAGAUCCAGGAGGAUAGUGAAGUUUUGCUGAUGAUAAAGACCAGAAGCUCUAAGGUUGCGUCUCUGGCAGAAUAUGUUAGGUCCAAUCACCCGUAUGAAGUAGCAGAGGUCAUCAGCCUACCCAUAGAGCAGGGCAACCCACCCUACCUCAAGUGGCUCGGUGACGUUGUACCAGAAUGAUGGAUGGAUGGAGAGAGGAAGGGAUAGGUGGAUGGACAGAGGGAGGCUGCGAGAAAUGUUUUUGGAAUAAUAAAAUCUGCAGAAAUGUGACUAAAACGUA